AUGUUGCUUCUCAGCACCCCUGACAAUGACGCCCUGGAGCCAUUAGCCGGCAAAGCUAUAUUAUCAUUUCUCCAUCUACCGAUCGAGAUACAAGAUCUGAUCCUACGCUUUGCUGUCACGGAAGAUCAUCCGAUCAUCAUGGAUUCCUCCUUCAUCUCCCCUAAUGGCGUUACUGUGGAACAAUCACGACCGAGCAAACCCCUCAACGGACAGGCCCAUCAAAGAGCUGCCAGCCGUCAUCCUACAAUUUUACCUCCAAUCACCCUCGUCAACCGCCGUCUCCGCAAUCGCUCCCUCCCCUUCUUCUACCGCCACAACACCUUCGUCCUCGUCAUCCGCCACACCGAAGCCGCUCACAGGCAACACCACCUUACCUCUCCACCGCCGGCGCGAUCCACGCAGCCAUCACACAUCAAAGACAAAUCGCCCCCCGAAACCUACAGACCCUCCUCUCCACUACACAGCCGCCCGCCUCUUCCAGACAUCCCCUCCAUCCGCUUCAUCCGACAAAUCGAGACCGACGCCGUGAUGCGACGAAAUCUCCACCAUAUCCGCAUCCGCCACAUCUUCCGACGGGUAGAUUUUGAGGUGGAAUUCGAAUGCUUCGUACCGAAAUCCUCGAAUGUGCCUCCAUCAGCACCGCCCAUUCCCCCGCCGGCACCACCACCAUCAUCACCAUCAUCUCCGCCCCGCCCGAUCCACGACCCCGACCACAACGGAUCCCUGAAUUACCGCAUUACCCGCGUCCUCCCGCACAGCGCGGACGGCUGGGUGUACGGCUACGUGCGGCGCGCGAGGCUGUUCCUGAUGCUGUACAACCGCCCGGAUCGCGGCCGCGCGCGGGGAGAGGCCGGUCCGGCGGGCGGUUAUUCGACGGGGCAAGGAGCGGCGGAAACGGGGAAUGCGCUGGAGAUGAGGAGCGCGGACGGGGAUCGCCCGGGUGCUUCUACUUCUCCUUCUUCUUCUUCUUCUUCUUCUUCUUCUUUUUCUUUUUCUUCUACUCCGUGGAGGAAAUUGGUUGAUGUCAAGGGCUUGGUGCGGUAUGAUUGGAAUGUGAGAUGA
This is a messenger RNA of Dissoconium aciculare CBS 342.82, 1062 nucleotides long. RefSeq lists its product as uncharacterized. The record is from RefSeq and is a predicted model, not a curated record. NCBI's taxonomy places the organism in Eukaryota, Fungi, Ascomycota, Dothideomycetes, Mycosphaerellales, Dissoconiaceae. The transcript has a single exon. The coding region runs from base 1 to 1062 and encodes 353 amino acids.